AUGGAGGACGCACAUACCAAGUCCCCAGCCGAAUGUCUGGCCUACUUCGGGGUCAGUGAGACUACUGGUCUCAGCCCCGAUCAGGUCAAGAAGAACCUGGCCAAGUUCGGCUACAAUGAGCUGCCUGCUGAAGAGGGGAAGACCAUUUGGGAGCUGGUUGUCGAGCAGUUUGAGGAUCUUCUGGUCAGAAUUCUGCUGCUUGCUGCCUGUAUCUCCUUUGUGCUGGCCUGGUUUGAGGAAGGUGAAGAAACUGUCACCGCUUUUGUUGAGCCCUUCGUCAUUCUGCUUAUUCUCAUUGCAAAUGCCGUUGUAGGAGUGUGGCAGGAACGUAAUGCUGAGAGUGCCAUUGAGGCUCUGAAGGAGUAUGAGCCUGAGAUGGGCAAGGUCUAUCGUUCUGACAGAAAGAGUGUCCAGAGGAUCAAGGCCAGAGAGAUAGUCCCUGGUGACAUUGUGGAGGUGUCUGUUGGUGACAAAGUCCCCGCUGACAUCAGGAUUACUGCUAUCCGCUCCACAACUUUGCGGGUUGACCAGUCCAUCCUUACCGGUGAGUCUGUCAGUGUGAUCAAGCACACUGACUCUGUCCCCGACCCCAGAGCCGUCAACCAGGACAAGAAGAACAUGCUUUUCUCUGGUACCAACAUUGCUGCUGGCAAAGCCGUCGGUGUUGCUGUUGCCACCGGUGUGAGCACUGAGAUCGGUAAGAUCCGUGAUCAGAUGGCAGCCACUGAGCAGGAGAAGACCCCUCUUCAACAGAAGCUUGAUGAGUUUGGUGAGCAGCUCUCCAAGGUCAUCUCCCUCAUCUGCGUCGCCGUGUGGAUGAUCAACAUCGGCCACUUCAACGACCCAGUGCACGGAGGCUCCUGGAUCCGUGGUGCUGUCUACUACUUCAAGAUUGCUGUUGCCCUGGCUGUGGCUGCCAUCCCUGAGGGUCUGCCUGCUGUCAUCACUACCUGUCUGGCUCUUGGCACUCGCCGUAUGGCCAAGAAGAAUGCCAUUGUCCGCUCUCUGCCUUCCGUCGAGACCCUGGGCUGCACCUCUGUCAUCUGCUCUGACAAGACUGGCACCCUUACCACCAACCAGAUGUGUGUGACCAAGAUGUUCAUCAUUGAUAGAGUGGAUGGAGACCAUGUUGAGCUUGACUCCUUCGAUAUCUCUGGCUCCAAGUACACCCCUGAGGGAGAGGUGACAAAGGCUGGUGCCCGUGUUGACUGCAGUCAUUAUGAUGGUCUUGUUGAACUGGCAACCAUUUGCGCUCUGUGCAACGACUCAUCUCUGGACUACAAUGAGUCUAAGAAAAUCUAUGAGAAGGUGGGUGAAGCCACUGAGACUGCCCUGUGCUGCUUGGUUGAGAAGAUGAACGUGUUCAAGACCAGUGUCAACAACCUUAGCAAAGUUGAGAGAGCCAAUGCCUGCUGCAGCGUUAUUAAACAGCUGAUGAAGAAGAACUUCACUCUGGAAUUCUCUCGUGACAGGAAGUCUAUGUCUGUGUACUGCACCCCCGCUAAAGGCGACAGUGGUCCUAAGAUGUUUGUUAAGGGUGCCCCCGAAGGUGUGAUUGAAAGGUGCGCCUAUGUGCGUGUUGGUUCUACCCGUGUGCCCCUUACCAAUGCUGUUAAGGAUAAGAUCAUGGCUGUUAUCAAGGAGUGGGGCACUGGCCGCGACACACUCCGUUGCCUGGCCCUUGCUACCCGUGAUAGCCCUCUGAAGGUCGAGGAGAUGAACCUUGAAGACUCCACCAAGUUCGCUGACUACGAGACUGAUCUGACCUUCGUUGGCUGCGUUGGUAUGCUGGACCCACCCCGUAAGGAGGUCACUGGCUCUAUUGAGCUGUGCAGGGCAGCUGGCAUCCGUGUCGUCAUGAUCACUGGUGACAACAAGGGUACCGCUGUUGCUAUCUGCCGCCGUAUUGGCAUCUUUGGUGAGGACGAGGAUGUGACUGGUCGUGCCUACACUGGCCGUGAGUUUGAUGACCUGCCCCAUUCUGAGCAGGGUGACGCUGUGCGCAGAGCCUGCUGCUACGCCCGUGUCGAGCCCUCCCACAAGAGCAAGAUCGUAGAGUAUCUGCAAGGCUUUGAUGAGAUCACUGCCAUGACCGGUGAUGGUGUGAACGAUGCCCCUGCCUUGAAGAAGGCCGAGAUUGGCAUUGCCAUGGGCUCUGGCACUGCUGUUGCCAAGUCAGCCUCUGAGAUGGUCCUGGCUGAUGACAACUUCUCUUCCAUUGUGGCUGCUGUUGAGGAAGGCAGAGCUAUCUACAACAACAUGAAGCAGUUUAUCCGCUACCUGAUCUCCUCCAACGUGGGUGAGGUCGUCUGUAUCUUCCUGACUGCUGCUCUUGGUCUUCCCGAGGCUCUGAUCCCUGUUCAGCUCCUGUGGGUGAACCUGGUGACUGAUGGUCUGCCUGCCACUGCCCUGGGCUUCAACCCCCCUGACCUGGACAUCAUGGGCAAGCCCCCUCGCUCCCCCAAAGAGCCCCUGAUCUCUGGCUGGCUCUUCUUCAGAUAUAUGGCCAUUGGAGGAUAUGUCGGCUCUGCUACUGUUGCAGCUGCUGCUUACUGGUUCCUGUAUGAUGAAGAGGGUCCUGGUGUCACUUAUCAUCAGCUGUCUCACUUCAUGAAGUGUCAUGAUGAGAAUGAGGACUUCACUGGCGUUGACUGUGAAAUCUUUGAGGCAUCCCCACCCAUGACCAUGGCUCUGUCUGUACUGGUCACCAUUGAAAUGUGCAAUGCCCUCAACAGCUUGUCUGAGAAUCAGUCUCUGAUUCGUAUGCCCCCAUGGAGCAACAUCUGGCUGGCGGCUGCCAUGACCCUCUCCAUGUCUCUCCACUUCAUGAUCAUCUAUGUUGACCCCCUGCCUAUGAUCUUCAAGUUGACUCACUUGAACUUUGAUCAAUGGAUCGUGGUAUUGAAACUGUCUUUCCCUGUCAUCCUUAUUGAUGAGGUGCUGAAGUUUGUCGCCCGCAACUACCUGGAGGGUAAAGAUGAAAAUCUAGUGUCAAAGAAGUGGGAUUGA
Chanos chanos (milkfish) is the source of this 3009-nucleotide messenger RNA. It is a transcript of the gene atp2a1l, whose product is annotated as ATPase sarcoplasmic/endoplasmic reticulum Ca2+ transporting 1, like. Gene Ontology annotation, biological process: calcium ion transport. Gene Ontology annotation, cellular component: membrane. Gene Ontology annotation, molecular function: ATP hydrolysis activity; P-type calcium transporter activity; ATP binding. The record is from RefSeq and is a predicted model, not a curated record. The coding region runs from base 1 to 3009 and encodes 1002 amino acids. The transcript is spliced from 23 exons. Lineage: Eukaryota; Metazoa; Chordata; Actinopteri; Gonorynchiformes; Chanidae.